AAAUAAAAAUAAAAAAAAUGAUCGUUUUUAUAAACCAGAAAUAGCUGGCCAACCCUUGUCAUCCUCUCGAACCCUAAUCAAGCCGGCUCAUCUCAAAAGAAAGAAAGAAAAAAUCCCAGAAAUUGCAUCUCUCCGCCACCCUCAGAUUCUCCCUUUCCGUUACUCAAACCCUUGUCCUCCGUCUGAUUCCACCUGAUCCUUCCCCGGAACCGAAGUCCUUUAACCGUAAUUUAAUCAAAGUUUAUUACCUAACCGCGUAACCAACCAACCCGGUCACAACCUGCAAACCAAACAGAAAAAGAAUAAUGGAUUCAGAUUUGGAACCAGUAGCUCUCACUCCACAGAAACAAGACAGUGCAUGGAAGCACUGCGAGGUCUACAAAUACGGAGACCGAGUCCAGAUGAGAUGUCUCUACUGCAAGAAGAUGUUCAAAGGAGGCGGCAUCACCCGCGUCAAAGAGCACCUCGCGGGCAAGAAAGGCCAAGGCACCAUCUGCGACCAAGUCCCCGAGGAGGUCCGCCUCUUCCUCCAGCAGUGCAUCGACGGCACCGUGAGGCGUCAGAGGAAGAGGAGAAGGUCGAGCGCUGAGCCUCUGCCUAUCGCUUACUUCCCUCCGGAAGAGACUCAGGUCGUCGAGGGCUCUUACGUCAACAACGGGGAUGUGGUUGCAGCUGGUGGUGGACAGAGCUCGGGGAGGACGAAGCAGAGGACUUACAGGAGUAGGAAGAACAUUGUAGAGAGAAGUGAGUUGGCUAAUGUUGAGGAUUUGAUUGGUGGAGAUAUGGAUAAUCUGAUCCCUGUUGCUAUUAGUAGUGUUAAGAACAUUGUGCAUCCUUCUUCGAAGGAACGUGAGAAGACGGUUCACAUGGCGAUCGGGAGGUUCUUGUUUGAUAUCGGAGCUGACUUUGACGCUGUGAGCUCUGUUAACUUCCAGCCGUUGGUCGAUGCGAUUGUUUCAGGAGGGUUUGGUGUUUCUCUUCCCGCUAAUGAAGACAUCAAAAGUUGGAUUUUGAAGAGCUGCGUAGAGGAAGUGAAGAAUGAUAUCGACGAGUGCAGGCCCCUGUGGAAGAAGACAGGCUGUUCUGUUCUAGUCCAGGAAUCGAAUAAAGUACUUAACUUCUUGGUUCACUGUCCGGAGAAAGUAGUGUUCCUGAGAUCCUUUGAUGCCUCAGAGAUACUCACUUCUGAUGAUGAUGAUGAGUUGUGUGAGGUACUUAAGGAGGUGGUUGAGGAGAUAGGAGAGACCAACGUCGUUCAAGUGAUCACCAAAUGCGAAGGCCAUUACGUCUCCGCAGGGAAGAAGCUGAUGGAAGCCUAUCCUUCUCUCUACUGGGUUCCUUGCGCUGCACACUGCGUAGACAAGAUGCUCGAAGAGUUCGGGAAGAUAGACUGGAUAAGAGAAAUCAUCGAGCAAGCGAGAACCGUCACGAGGAUCAUCUACAACCACAGCGGCGUCUUGAACCUGAUGAAGAAGUUCACUUACGGCAACGACAUUCUCCAGCCAGCUUUCACCACUUACUCCACUAACUUCGCGACAAUGUCCCGAAUCGCCGAGCUAAAGCCUCAUUUACAGGCGAUGGUUACAUCAUCCGAGUGGAACGAGUGUUCGUAUUCUAAAGAAGCUGGUGGUUUAGCGAUGACGGAGACCAUCAACGACGAGAGUUUCUGGAAGGCGUUGACGCUGGCGAACAACAUAACAGUUCGUCUCUUGCGCGUUUUGAGGAUUGUUUCUGCUGCGAGGAGGCCUGGAAUGGGGUAUGUCUAUGCGGCAGUGUACAGAGCGAAGGAAGCGAUUAAAACGCAUCUGGUUCACAGAGAGGAUUACAUGGUCUUCUGGAAGAUUAUAGAUAAGUGGUGGUUGCAGCAGCAGCGUCUUCCUUUGCAUGCUGCUGGUUUCUAUCUUAACCCCAAGUUCUUCUACAACAUUGGGGAAGAGAUGCGUAGCGAGAUACACUUAGCUGUGGUUGAUUGCAUAGAGAAGCUGGUCCCUGAAGACAAUAUUCAAGAUAUAAUAGGAAAGGACAUUAACUCUUACAAGAAUGCUGUUGGGAUCUUCGGAAGGAACUUGGCAAUUAGAGCUCGAGACACAAUGCUUCCUGCUGAAUGGUGGUCUACGUAUGGAGAAAGCUGCUUGAACCUGUCACGAUUUGCUAUACGUCUUCUGAGUCAGACGUGUAGCUCAUUGGUUGGCUCUGGAAGGAUCCUGGCACCAAUGGAGAAAGUAUAUGAAUCCAAGAACUCUAUUGAGAGACAGCGUCUUAGUGAUCUUGUGUUUGUUCAGUACAACAUGCGCCUCAGAAGACUGGGGGUUGAAAGCGGAGAUGACAAUGCAGACCCGUUAUCACAGAGCAACAUGGAGCUUCUUGAAGACUGGGUUUCAAGAAACCAAGUUUGCAUAGAAGGAAUUGGAAGCUCGGACUGGAAGUCACUCGAGUCCUUUAAGAGGACAGAAGUAGCAGCGGUUGUCAUCGAUGAAACAGGAGACUUGGGGACAGGUUUCGAUGAUGGAGAGAUAUUUAAGGGAGAAAAGGAAGUGAGUGAUGAAGGUUAUUUCACAAACAUAUCGGAGAAACUGUUCACGUGAACUCACUAAGAAGAAUCUCUUUUUUUUUUUUAAUGUAAUCAUAGGGGUUUGUUUGAUUUGGAGAACCAUUUGUGAUUUCCUCCUCUCUUAGGGGCUUGGUUGGUUUGUAUUCUAUAUAGUUUAUACUAAUUGAUGCUGUUGUCCCAUAAUUACUGAGCAUGCAUUUCUUCUCUAUUUAGUGAGUCCAUCCAAAACCAUUCAGACAUUUUGAUUGUUUUAUUUUUUAUUUUUAGGUUUUGUCCAAUCUCCAUAAUGAUUUAUUGUUUCACAAUU
Brassica oleracea var. oleracea is the source of this 2858-nucleotide messenger RNA. RefSeq lists its product as uncharacterized. Gene Ontology annotation, molecular function: DNA binding; protein dimerization activity. The record is from RefSeq and is a predicted model, not a curated record. Lineage: Eukaryota; Viridiplantae; Streptophyta; Magnoliopsida; Brassicales; Brassicaceae. The transcript is spliced from 5 exons. The coding region runs from base 306 to 2585 and encodes 759 amino acids.